Molecule: messenger RNA, 1947 nt
Organism: Sphaeramia orbicularis (orbiculate cardinalfish)
Lineage: Eukaryota; Metazoa; Chordata; Actinopteri; Kurtiformes; Apogonidae
Product: RING finger protein 122
Exons: 7
Coding region: 1031-1498 (155 amino acids)
Biological process (GO): proteasome-mediated ubiquitin-dependent protein catabolic process
Cellular component (GO): endomembrane system
Molecular function (GO): zinc ion binding; ubiquitin protein ligase activity
Source: RefSeq, a predicted model, not a curated record
UGAGCAGAGAUCUGUUUACAAACCCAAGGCAGAGCAGAACAGAGCAAGGGGAGGAAAGGAAGGCGAACUGCAGGCUCUCUGAGCACCAUUAUGGAUUGAAAGAGGAAGAGGUGAAGCCUGCCAUGACAAAGCCAGCUGGAGGUUGGAGAGGCUGAACACAACACGCGCAGACACACUCAUGAACACACUCUGCCUUUGUCUCUGAUUUUUUUUUUCUCAAUUGAAGGAGCAGAUGGUUAGAGGGAGAGUAGGAUCCCCCCUACGCACACAUACACACACACACUCUGACUGACACACAAACAGACAUACACCAGCAAAAUACCAAACCCUGCUUGAGGACUGUUGUUGACUGCAUGGAGCUGUCCUCACUUUGUUUGGGCUUUGAGGGAAGCACAUCUUUGGCCUCUAUACCGAGGAGGAAUAACCCCUGCAACAUUAGAGGAUUGAAGAAGGAGGAGACAACAGAGGAGAGGAGAGGGGGAUGAGAGUCGUGAAAAUCCUCUGUUAAAAAGCAGCUUGGAGGGGAAGACAAAGCAGAGACUAAUGCCAGAUAAUUACCUUCAUUGUACAAGGAGUGUCAUUUUGAACUGUGGAUGUUAUUGAUCGUGAGGGAACAUUUACUGCAGGAGCACAGUGAAAUCAGGCCCCUUUUCUACUGGAAAUGAUCCAGGAGCACAUGAGGUCUCCAAUACUGGUCCAAACCCCCUCCCCAGUCCCAAAUCUCCCAAUCUUAACACGGAGUGGUUAAUCCUAGAUUUGGGAAUGCUGGGUUAGCAAAAGAUUGCUGAGCCAACAAAACCGCACCUCUUAAGGAUUUGUGGAAUCUGAGCAAAUCUGAAAAUCCUGAUGGUUGUUUUUGAAGGAAGCUAACAACUUAACAAAAGAGUCAUCCAGCUCAGGGUGACUGAUUCCAGGCUCCAAACAGAUUCAGUGUCCGGAGCUCCUGCCCACGAGCUUGGCUCUCAUCCAGGGCUCAGCCUUCUCCUGACAGAGCCCGAAUUUACUGCUGUUGCCCUGGGAGUCAAAUUUCAUGCAACCAUUCCAAUGGUGUAACGGAUGCCUGUGUGGUUUGGGUUCUCAGCGCUCUGAACAGUACUGCAGCAUGGCGUCUGACAUCUACCACCUUCCGCUCAAUGUGUACGUCAUUGUGCUGGGCAUCGGCCUCUUUGUCUUCAUGCUCAGCCUCAUCUUCUGCUGCUACCUUUUCAGGUUGAAACAACAAGGAACCAGAGAGCAGUUCAGCUACAACGAGGUGGUGCUAAAGGGAGCAAGCAAGAAACUGAGCCUGCUUGGACAAACUUGUGCAGUGUGUCUGGAGGAAUUCAGGACCAGGGAUGAACUGGGAGUGUGUCCGUGCUCACAUGCAUUUCACAAGAAGUGCCUGCUUAAGUGGCUGGAGAUCCGCAGUGUGUGCCCCAUGUGUAACAAGCCCAUCCUCCGGCUCCACACAGACGCUCCCCAGGGUGCUGAGGGCCCUAUGGACCCAGAGGAGGUGUGAGGGACAUGAGGAAGAGGAGGGGGGAGAGAACAAACCUGACUCCCUCAAUGGAAAAUACACACAUUAAAAACAAACAAACAAACAAACACUAAUGGAUGAUGGACAGCGGUCAUUGUAAAGACAUCUCACAGGAUAUGUUGAUAAUGAUCCCAAGUGGCCACACCUCGCUGCUGACCUUUGAGCAAUACGCCUUGGUGGGUAGUGGAUAGCGGCGGUGCCAAAAUGAUUCGGUCAGAUCGGUCAGGGAGAGGGUAGAUGAAUAGGAUCUUUUCAUAAAAAUGCUCCUAGUUCUACUUCCAUAUUGCACUGUUCACCAAAAAAAGAAACAUGACAGGAAAGGAGCCACAUUAGAAAGCAGGAGUUUCAUUGCCACUGUCACUGGACAACUAGUGCAGCACUGCCAGAGACAAGAAAAAAAAAAAAAAAAAGACAACUACAGGCAUUGAGAG